This is a messenger RNA of Loxodonta africana (African savanna elephant), 1058 nucleotides long. It is a transcript of the gene C1QTNF4, whose product is annotated as C1q and TNF related 4. Gene Ontology annotation, molecular function: protein binding. The record is from RefSeq and is a predicted model, not a curated record. Bases 1 to 978 code for a protein of 325 amino acids. Lineage: Eukaryota; Metazoa; Chordata; Mammalia; Proboscidea; Elephantidae. The transcript has a single exon.
AUGCUGCCGAUUCUGCUGGGCCUGCUGGGCCCGGCCGCCUGCUGGGCUCUGGGCCCGGCCCCGGGCUCAUCGGAGCUGCGCUCGGCCUUCUCGGCGGCGCGCACCAGUCCCUUGGAGGGCACGUCGGAGAUGGCAGUGACCUUCGACAAGGUGUACGUGAACAUCGGCGGCGACUUCGACGCGGCCACUGGCCAGUUCCGCUGCCGCGUCCCGGGCGCCUACUUCUUCUCCUUCACGGCGGGCAAGGCCCCGCACAAGAGCCUGUCGGUGAUGCUGGUGCGCAACCGCAAUGAGGUGCAGGCGCUGGCCUUCGACGAGCAGCGGCGGCCCGGCGCGAGGCGCGCCGCCAGCCAGAGCGCCAUGCUGCAGCUCGACUACGGCGACACAGUGUGGCUGCGGCUGCAUGGCGCGCCACAGUACGCGCUCGGCGCCCCGGGGGCCACUUUCAGCGGCUACCUGGUGUACGCGGACGCCGACGCGCCUGCGCGCAGCCCGCAGGGGCCCCCCGAGCCGCGCUCGGCCUUCUCGGCGGCGCGCACACGCAGCCUGGUGGGCUCGGACUCGGGUCCCGGGCCGCGGCACAGGCCGCUAGCCUUUGACACGGAGCUGGUCAACAUCGGUGGCGACUUCGACGCGGCGGCCGGCGUGUUCCGCUGUCGCCUGCCUGGCGCCUACUUCUUCUCCUUCACGCUUGGCAAGCUGCCGCGUAAGACGCUGUCGGUGAAGCUGAUGAAGAACCGCGACGAGGUGCAGGCCAUGAUUUACGACGAUGGCGGGUCGCGGCGCCGUGAGAUGCAGAGCCAGAGCAUAAUGCUGGCGCUUCAGCGCGGCGACACCGUCUGGCUGCUCAGCCACGACCACGACGGCUACGGCGCUUACAGCAACCAUGGCAAGUACAUCACCUUCUCCGGCUUCCUGGUCUACCCCGACCCCGACCCCGCCGCCCACCCGCCGGGCCUCGGGCCCCCGGAGCUCUGAGCCCUGGGUGGAGAGGAGCUCGGAGCGGCCCAGGGGUUUGCAUGCCGGGCCCGGGCGCGAACGUCCCGCCGACGCAAGCA